This is a messenger RNA of Xyrichtys novacula (pearly razorfish), 9220 nucleotides long. The record is from the annotation of a GenBank genome assembly. Lineage: Eukaryota; Metazoa; Chordata; Actinopteri; Labriformes; Labridae.
UCCACAUUCCCCCUUCACCGGCUGCACGCUCUCACAGACCUCCGUGGAGAUGACUGCCAGACUGUGGACCGCGGCGACCUGCUUUGUUACCAUUUCAGUCUGGAAGACAGUGCUGGCAUGUGAGUAAACCUUCUCCUGUAGGGCCUCAGAGGCAUUACUUUACCGCUCCGGAGGUUGUUGUGGUUUGUAGCCGAGCUCAGCGUCUUUUACGGGCUUGGUUGGUGGCACGCGGUGUGGGAUGCUGUCUGACAGCGGUGUGUGGGGUUGUGUUGUAGAGCCCGGUAUAACCCUAGAACACUAUCGCUGGGUGAUUUUCAUCCGACCAAACAUGUUAACGUGAUUUUCAUUAUGUUACAGUCUAUAAUGAUAGAGGCUAAAGUAGGUUUGGGUGAAUUUGAUAGCUGCAUGUAGGGAAAUAAGGUCAGUAAGAGUGGUCCUGGAAUUUGCAUGCUGUCUUUAUUUAGCGCAGUGGUUCUGAAUAACUAUCACAAAGUAGUGAUUUUCAAGGGAAUUCAUAUAGUGAUAAGAAAUAUCUAAGUCAGCUGGUCAUUUUCAAUAUCGACCAUAUUGUGGUUCUCUCUCCUGCAGCUGUUAUUGUGCCAAGGACCCUGAGUCUUUACCUGGGAUGACUCACAUGUCCCAGGAAUAAGUUUAAAAGAAACUAAUCUGACAGUUUACACACACACACACACACACACACACGCAUAUAUAUACAUAUAUAUAUAUGUGUGUGUGUGUGUGUGUGUGUGUGUGUGUGUAUGGAAAUUUUUAGUUCAUGAAUGCCUACUUUCAGUUAUUUUGUUGCACUGUUAUAUGGUCCACUCAUGGCACUUUUUUCCGUCCCUUUGGACAUUACACAGUUAAGAAUAAAAGAAAACUGCUGAUACAACCUGCAAGGAUGGUUAGGGGAAGAUGGGAAGUAACAAUCAAUUAAACCGGGCAGGGGAGACUAAAUGAAGUGUAGGAAACAGGAAAUCAGAAUAAGCGAGUGAUUUAUUUACAGUCAUAACAAAAAGAUAUAACAACUAAAGGCGAGCACGAGGCUGAUUAUCAAUAACGUUCUUCAGAAACCAAAGUCCACUGUCAACUAAUUAAACAAACAAAAGAAACACCACAGGCUCCUGCCACUGGGAAACCUGGUCUUCAAAAACACCGAAACGCAAUGGGGAAGUCUGCAGCAAGAGUGAUAGUCAUGAGGGCUGAGAGAGAGAGAGAGAGAGUCAGCGCAGCCCCACUCAUCAUUCCAAGCAGGUUCACCUGACACACCUGGGGAAGAACCUAGCAGAGACAGACACGGAAGAAGACACAGGACACACCCACACCCACAGCCGUAACAACCACCUUAAUUUGUCAUGUAUUGUCCUAUUUUGAUAUAUUUUGAUGACAGGAACCUUUUCUUGGGUAUAUUAUUCCGGGUAAAAAUCACCCAGCGAUAGGGAUGGUGUUACAAAUUUUAGUGAUUGUGUUCUAGGGUUAAAGGUAAAAGAAAUAAUCUUCAGUAGUUAAAUCAGAGAGGAGAACUGGUGUGAAGCCUUGGUGUGGUAAAAAUGCCAUCACACUGUAAGUUAAGAUGGAUAGAUAGAUAGAUAGAUUGAUUGAUUGAUUGAUUGAUUGAUUGAUUGAUUGGUCCCCAUGGGAAAAUUUGUCUUCACUAACUGUACAUUACAUAAAACGUCCAGCAAUCGGCCACAAGCAGCAAGGAGGCAACAGGACAGAUUAUUCACCUGGGCCUACUAUUCAGGGCACCUGUAGCCGCAGGGACCAGCCUUUUCCUACAGCGGGCCUUGCGAAACCUUAGGGUUCCGUACCUGCGGCCUGAGGGUAGGAGGUUGAAGUAUUUUUUCAGUGGGUGAGUGGUGUCUUGUGCUAUGGAGUUUGCUAUGCGUGUGAUGGACCUGUUGUUCAGUUCUGUGAGGUUGGGUGUGGGUAGACCAAUGAGUUAAGGGGGGUUAGUAAGGUCUGACACAUAAUUGUGAGAGCGUUUCCUGCACCGGGCUGAAGUCUCAACUUGCUCGGGGACAAAGAUUUCUCUCACUCACUUGCCCUCCCUCCUGUUUUUCUUUCUGGCUGUGGAGGCUCGAGGCAGUGUGAGGUCUUUAGGGAUUCAGCACCGUCUGAUGGAAAAGGCUAAUGUAAAAUUAAUACACAAACAUAAUCACUGUCAUUACUUCAUUUAAACUGAAUGUUUUAAGAGGUUCGGAGAGAAUAUAUCAAUCUGAAAUAACCUGUGUGCUCAUUUUGUGAUACAGCUGAAUAACAGCUGACAGCUGGCUCAGUCUCAGAGUCUCUUGAGGCCAUUGUUGAAAGGUGGACCAGGUCUAAAUUAAAAUUGAUCCUGGGCUUCAAAAAUCAUUCAGUGCACUGUCUUCAAAGGUCUUGAAAGCUCUUUUAGUGAGCGACUUGUUUUGCCUCGGUGCUCCACAGAACGACUGAGAAAGUCUUUUGUUUCAGCAGCAGUGAGAUAUUUUUAACAGUGUAUGUUAGGGUCUGACUUGGCACUGCUGCAUAGUAUGUAGAGGUAUUCAUAUUAGUAUUUAUUCAUUUUUAUCAGGCUUUUGUUGUAUUUAGUCAUGUCCUUUAUCUUUUAUUGUACCACUUUAAAAUCAUGUUUCAUUGGCCUGUACUGUGUUUGUUGUGUAUCUGGUGUUGAGUCUGUUUUUCUGAUGUGUCCAUCCUGUUUGUUGUCUGUAUGAGUCUUCUUGUCCUGGUGGUGAAAUAGUGUCCCCCAUGUGGGAUCACUAAAGUCUACCUUACCUUAGGUUGCACAAAUAUGGAUUUUGUAUCUGUUUUGUUAGGCCUGUCGCGAUAAUCAAUAAAUCGCCCUAUCGCUCGAUAAAUAAAAACGAUAACUUUGCCAGCCUCGAUAAUUGACGUGCGUUUGUUUUCCUCCUCUCUCGCUACCAAACACGCUGGAUGAGAGAAGAGGUCUCACUCUGCGCAUUGUUCUCGGCACCUGGAGGCGUUGGCUCUAUAGCGGAAUGAACGGAGUUAGUGAACCCUCCUGUCAGCCAUUCAGUGUCUGUCACGGGGGGGCUAGCGCGCACAGGCACACAGACACAGACUUUUUGGAUACAGUGCUGCAAGUGAGCGUCGUGAGUGAAAAGCAAGCUAACAGAAUGAACACGACAGCUUUGGUGUCUAAACCGAACGCAACAGCCCAAGUGUAGGAAUAUUUCGGCUUUAAACCAGUUUUGUUUUCGUCAACCACAAAACUCCACGUGUGUGUGUGUGUGUGUGUGUGUGUGUGCGCGCGCGCGCGCGUGUGUGUUGGAGGAGCACAGCAGGCUGAUGAGAGCUGUCAGAGCGGACUGAAGCUGCUCUUAUAUGUUUAGCGUUUAACUGACUGAGUUUUGCAACUCUGUUUGUCAUUUUCGUCUCGUCCCAUCAACGUAAACGCACUUUCGUCUCGUCACAUUUUAGUCAUCUCCGACUUAUGUUUAGCUCGUCAACGUUACGUCUUCGUCGUGGGAGAAAAGGGAAAUAUUUUAGUCAACGAAAACAACCAGUGUUGUUCUCGUGUGGAAAUUAAAGUUUAUCACUUUUGACAUGGUGUACUCGCAUUAUUAUGCCAUAUAAUAUCAUUAUCUAUAAUUUAAAAAACGGUGUCAAUAAUAUCGUUUAUCGGCGAUAAUUUGUAGCACAAUUAUCGUCCAGCAAAAUUUGUUAUCUUGACAGGCCUAUGUUUUGUCAGAUCCCAGGCACUAUAAGGAGCACAACAGCAUAUCAAUCCCCUUGUCUGCUCUGCAUACAUUUUUACCUAGUUGCUAUUCAUUUGCUAAUGAGUUUGAUGUGUGAAUGUACUCCAUGUAUGCUUAAAACUGAGCACGUUUGGGUAGGUUUGGUUCAGCGUGUGCCUGGACCUUUCUGACCGUUUCCAUCACGCUUGACUUGUCGGUUCUUACCAUCCCAACAAAGCCUGGUAGUUGUAAACUGGACGUUUCAUACAUUUGAUAAAAGACUGGACUGAAGUAUAAGCAAAGGCCUCUCCAGCUCUAGCCCCCACUCUUCCUAUGACUCUGAUCCUGUCUUCCCUCUCACCUCCAUAACAGCGCAGUGCACUACACUACCGAGAGACCGCACUAAACCAGCGAGUCUCACUUCACUUCGGACAAGGACCUCGUCAUGUUUUUUUUUUUUUUUUUCUAAGAAAGUACCCCUGAGAAAAAAAAAACAGAACAGGAAACAGAAACCAGCAAACUGCAAAGUUAUAGCUGAGGGUUGCCGUGGUAGCAGUAGAGAAUACCCUGAAAGAAAGCUCCAGCUUCCGCCCACAAACCUAACAAUCUAUGUACAACCUUAGGUGUUACAAGUGUUACAACCUUAGGGGUCUACACUUCCAGGAUCAGUGUUUCAUAGAUGAGUCAGAAUUCACCGCAGAAACUUGACAGGCAGGUUUUCAUAUAUCUGAGUGACUGUAUGUGGUUGAAAAAUCAAGUCUGUCUCCAACCAUCAGUACCUGGGUUUUAUUUCCUUUAAAGCACACAUUGCAGGCUUGGUCUCCAAAUUCAGGGUAAAGCUCCGGUUCAGCUACUGAAACAAAUAUUGCUUUCACUCAGGAAACUACUUGUGGCAGCAACAUUUUACGUUCAAUACUGAGCUAAAACUCUCAGAUCUCUUUUCACUUUCGCUCCAAGCUGACGGACAGACAGAACGAGACUACUGAACAGUGAUUGUGUUUCUACAUUGUUAUUUGCGAGACACCUUACAAUCACAGAAAUUGUGUUUUUUAGCUUAAUGUGUAUUAUCACCUUUCAGUUAAGUUUUGUUGUUGUUGUUGUUUUCAUGAUGUGUGCUGCUUGUUGAUUAAAAUAAAAUAAAAUGUGAACGUUGUGAUUUGGUUUCCAUGUUAAUUCAGUUUUUUAAAAUCUAGGAUACAUAACCUGUAGGAAAUAACUCUAGUGGUAGUAGGUGGCAUUUAUUUGUGCUUUAAAAACAUGCAGGGUAAAUUAAAACAAAAGACGUACAUCAAACACCUCAAUUUUUUCUCUCUCUUUUUUUCUCUCAGUGUCUCUCUUAGUCGGUGUCGGUGUGUCUCUACCUUUGGGAACGGAUGAAAUCAAGUAUCUGACAGUGAGUACUGGGGAGACAGUCACUCUGCCGGCUGGAUCUGCUGAGCUACAGGGGGAUUACUCGGUGCUGUGGUCCCUGAAGAAUGGCAACGAGGAAGUGAAGCUUGUCACCUGUGAUGCCGGAGAGCCGCCCGAGUACUUCAAAGAAAACCUCGACCUAGACACGACGUACGGCUCUCUGACCUUCGGGCCGCUCAGAGUUGAGGAUAGUGGCGUAUGUGAGGGAGAAAUCACAGAUGGAGACAACAGUGUGCACAGAUACAAGUAUAAAAUCACUGUGUCUGGUGAGUGUUCAAACACUCCCAAAAAUAUGUGUGUGUGCCUUUUUAAUCUUUAAAAUAACAGGUGAUAUACUUCAUGAAUUUCUGUGUUUUUUUUUUCAGGUUCUUUGUUUUACUCAUUUUACAAGACUAUUUCACUGCCUAGUCUCCUGCAGCCUUUGAUAUAUCAUGUAUUUUAUUAACUGGUUAACUUGGCACUUCACUAACCUUUGAGUCUUUGAGACUAUAACCUGCUAAAAUUCAGACUAUUUUCAGGAUGAAUGGGUUUAGAUGUUUAUUUUUACACUCUUCUAGUCCGUAAAAUCUGGACAUUUUCAAGACUGCAAUGCAUGAGUGAAAGGAGCUUAAAUGUCAGCGUGUUUUAUCACUUUAAGGUUUUGGGAAUUUACUUGUGAAUUAAUUUUGAGUCGAGGGUCUUGCUUUUGUCCCUUUGCAUCCCAACUGCUAAAGCAUCCUGUUGGCUCUUAUGUGUCCCGCAGAAGCUCGAGCGAACGCCAGUACCAUGAGGUUUGACCUGACGAUCGUGUUGGCUGUUGUCUUCCUCGUACUCCUCUUGUGAGUUGGCCAGCGUGGGGAAACUCUCAGGUUAGUUAGAAAAACACAGCAAAUUUUUGCAGGGUGGGUUUUUAUUCUUUUUAAAGGAUGCAAUGAUAUGUUUGCAUUUUGAUAGGUGUUACAAACAAAAUUGCUCCUAGCUUGUUGUCUUAAAUUACACGUGUCUCCCCUCUUGCCCACUGCAAUUAUCCACUCCAAGUCGUUGUAUAGUGCAACACAAAACAACCUUUAGCUCCAACUCCACGGUGUACAAAUCAAAAAUGAUGCAGGAAAAAGAAUGGGAACGGACACAGCAAGAAAACCAUAUAAGAAUAUGUAUAAGAAGCUUGAAUAAGAAGCUCCAAACUUGUCAGAGUCUCAAAGGCCUCUUUAGCUGCGUUUACACGGGCACAAAUAAUCGGAAUAAAGGCCCGAUCUGAAUAAAAAUUCGUCAUGUCAACGUGGAUCAGAAGAUUCUGAUCCAAUUAGGCUCAAUCGGAAAGAAGUUGUAUUCCGAUCGAGAAGGGUGGUUUAUGCCGAUCAUUAUUCCGAAUUGCGUCCAUGUAAACACUUAUUCUGAUCGUGACUCUCUUAACUGACUCGAUCUUCACUCUUUAUUUAUCGAGGUCGGUACAGGAGGUUUCAUUAUUCGCACGACUGCAGGUGCCGUGUCUGCGCCUCCAAUAACAAAACAAGGCGUACAUACAGCGUAAUGAUGUCACAUCUGCACGCACAGAACAACCUUUGACAGAACAGCAAAAUCUAGCCAUCUAGUGACAACAUUCAACAGACGGGAAAAUCCUGAAUUGGAUGAGAUGAGCCACUACCGUGUUAGUUGGUUUGUUGACAGCAUAGACAAAUACAACUCUUUGUCUUCUGUGGUUCUUUUAGAGAAAUUAGACAACUCUGUGCAUGUCCAAAUGCUUCUAAUCUGCAUAAAACUCGGUGCAUGUAUACGCACAUCAUGACCGGAUUAUUUGGUUUUGCGCCCGUGUAAACAGUGGAUUCAGAUUUUCCGAUCCCUCAAAUUUUUAAUCAGAACAAGAAAUUUUGUACAUGUAAACAUCACUCUUGUCUGUCUGAUCUUUUUUAAAGGGACAGUAACUAUUAAAUCAAGUCAAAGCUCCUUGACUGAGUUAGGACUGAUGUGUGGUCCCUUUCAGUACUAAAACAUUUAUUUAUAUUAUCCUGUUAGACGGACCAGCAUGCUUUGGUAAUCAAGAAAUAGAAAACAGUGUUAUUCCACCUCAAAGGUUCCUAAUAUUGAAUUUUUGAAGUGUAUAAGGUCGUAAUAUUAUGAAUAGACUAAUUGUGUUUCAUAACUGUGGUCUCAAUCUCAAUCUAAAUAUUCAUGAUUAUGAUUUCUACCAUAACUGAGCAGGUCUUGUGUUGACCGACCUCUAGUAAACUUUAUUCAAAAUGCUGAUUUUGUGGUGUUGCCAGGUCCAAUAUCAAAGGGAAAGUCUUCUGUGGUGGUCCCUCUAGUCGGUGGAUUCUUACAGACUCCCUACAGUCAGCAUGUGUUUCAUUCACAUUUUAACCAUGUGUUCCAGUUUUGUCAGAAGUGAUUCAUCGUGUUUUUUUUUCUUUCAGGAAAAUCUCCCCGUCUUGCUUCUUGUUUUUGCACCACUGCAGCCAGUGACUCCUGCCAACUUUCAACUCAGGGGAUUAUGUCCUCAUCUCACUGAGAUGAGCAUGGACUCGACAUCUGAAAACUGUUUGUUCUUUCCCAAUCUGUACUUCAUGGAUUUCCCCUUGGGUAGAGUUUUAAUGGGUAAACUCAUCUUUUAAGUGACCUUUGAACUCAUUCCACCUUGCUUUUCCUCCUCUUACUUUUCAACCAAUAGUGCUCUUACCAGCACUAGAAAUUACACACCAUAGCUUUAAGUCAGUCUUUUUAGAAUGAAGUGAAAUGGAAAAAGGCGCAUUGUCCUUUUCAGUCCUAUGAUUCUGCAAAGAACUUUUAGUCAAACUAGGGUGACCAUACGUCUUCUUUUACCCGGGCAUGUCCUCUUUUUGGGGGCAUGAAUAGAGAACGCGAAAUCACGAAAUAUUCGGAGGCGAAUUUGACGCGCCGGACUAUUUACAUCAAGCGCGAUGUAAAUGCGACUUUCCGGGGGGGGAAAGACGCAUCCCAGGGAAGACUUUUCCCGGGGAAAGUCCCGCUUCCUUCGCCUCUGACUGGCUGGAAAAGGUGGAAACAUCAUCACAUGCUCAAGCCAAACGGUCAGCACUUAUAGCCAAUCAGAGGCGAAGGAGGGCGGGACCUUUCCUGAACAACCAGCAUCCCGGGUGGGAGCGAAAGGACAAAAAUGGAGUCUACUUUAACUUUAAGUGAUGGCGAAUUGGUCCUCCUUUUGCUUUCUCAAGAGAAAAAGAAACAUAGCACAUGGGUGCAUCCAGUAUUACCAAAAAGAAGAGAACUUGGUGAGUUUCACUGCUUCGUUCAGGAGCUGAAACUGUUUCACGGUCGCUGAUUGUUUUCAGUUCUGAUUAGACACUAGUGUUGAGAUGUCUGUCUGUCAUGAUAGCAAAUACUGAGUCGUGGCCAGUACCAGAUAAGCACAUGAAACUAUGGUAACAACCGUUAGCUUACGUUAGCACAGAUGAAAGUUAAAACAAAGACGUUUAUCAAACUGUUAAAGCACACAAACCAUCGUCAUAUGAGAAAUCAGACGCUAUGACUCUCCACAAGUUGUCCUUCAGGUCGUUAUCUUUGUAAUGUUUGCGUCUUUUAUCAAAAAUCACUCUGUUCUCCGACACGUGAAUAAUCAGCCGGUCGGCCAUGUUGGAUAUACCGGUGAAUCUGACGUCGCAACAACACGCAAUCUGAUUGGUCAAAAGUGGACACACAGUAUGAGAAAAAAUUAAUGCCGCAAUAUCGCAGAACGGAAAAAUGUCGCCGAUGUGAACGCUUGUAUUGACAGGAUACGGGUUCGAAAAAAAAUAUUGACGUCCGAAAUAAUCGCACGAGAAAAACGGUCCUGGUGUGUGAGGACCUUUUAUACUGAAGUUUUGAGUUUGUGUCACAUGGAGUUACAGAGUUAGAAGCACGUAAAAGACACGCGAUCCGACCUGAAAAACUCUCAAAAUUAACUUUGUCUGACUCCAUAACUUCGCCCCCGCGUAGUCAUGUCCUCUUUUUGGGGAUUCAGAAUAUAGUCACCCUAGUUAAACAAACAGGCAUCCUUGGGUUACAGUGCCUCUUAUUUUCUUUUAUUUAUGUUUUGUGACUUUUACAGUUUUGUAAAUAUUUGUGAUGCAGAUGUCAAAUUUAGCCGGUUAUAUUUACAGUAAUCGAGCUGCCUUUGUACUCUACAGAUCCACAGAGAGAUG